Colletotrichum phormii is the source of this 1002-nucleotide messenger RNA. Its product is annotated as ABC transporter. The record is from RefSeq and is a predicted model, not a curated record. The transcript is spliced from 4 exons. Gene Ontology annotation, biological process: thiamine transport. The coding region runs from base 1 to 1002 and encodes 333 amino acids. Gene Ontology annotation, cellular component: outer membrane-bounded periplasmic space. NCBI's taxonomy places the organism in Eukaryota, Fungi, Ascomycota, Sordariomycetes, Glomerellales, Glomerellaceae. Gene Ontology annotation, molecular function: thiamine pyrophosphate binding; thiamine binding.
AUGGUUCUGCCCACAUUCGUUCUUUCGGCUGCCCUAGCUACAUCUGUGGCAGCUAACGAUACCCUCCUCAACUUUCACGGUGCCCCCGAAGUCGAAACCCGCAACAUCGACGAGAUCCACAAGGCUGCUGUUGCCGAAGGCGGUGUGGUUACUCUUUGGCACGGAGGUGAUGAGAAGACCCAACAGGAUGCCCUGAAGGAAGCUUUCGAGAAGCGCUUUCCGGGGAUGACCCUUAACCUCAUCGUCGACAUCUCCAAGUACAUCGAUGGCGACAUCGACCGCCAGCUGUCGCAAGGCAACGUUUCCGUUGACAGCGUAAUUCUUCAGACCCUUCAUGACUAUUCCCGAUGGGAUCAAGAAGAUCCACCCUGGCUUCCGCGACGUAUGGGCUUCAUGGUUUCCGAAGGUCCUGUCGAGUACUCAGACUUCUUGAAGCCUGAGUACAAGGACAAGUUGGUCUUUACCUACCCGAACGAUGAUGAUGCCGUUCUUUAUGCAUUCGAUCUGGCUAUGCAGCAGAAUGGAUACAGUUGGUUCGAGAACCUCCUCGCCCAAAAUCCCCGCUGGGUCCGCGGCACUGCCACCCCGACUACCGUCAUGGGCCAGGCCAACAACUCAUACGCCGUCACCUUCACCGGUGCUCUCAGCCUGGCACCUACUGCCCCCUUUAACGUUUCCAUUCCCAAGAAUGGUUUCUUCGUGACCUGGGGCCAGCGCGCUGCGAUUCUCAAGGACGCUCCCCACAAGGAGGGCGCGAAGCUUCUUCACAACUUUUUGCUCAGCAAGGAGUACCAGAGUCCCAACACCACCGGCAUGUGGAGCGUCCGUAAGGAUAUUCCUGCUCCCGCUGGCUUCCCCGAUCUGAUGGAUGUCAACUCGACCAACCCGAUUGACUUUGAGCGUUUCAUGGCGGAUCGUGAGCGUGUUGAGAGACUGAAGCUUUUCUUUGAGAGCAAGAUUGGCUCCGCUCAAGGACUGAGCCCCUUGGUUGAUGAUUUGUAA